Molecule: messenger RNA, 360 nt
Organism: Racocetra persica
Lineage: Eukaryota; Fungi; Glomeromycota; Glomeromycetes; Diversisporales; Gigasporaceae
Source: the annotation of a GenBank genome assembly
AUUUAGAGAAACGUGGCCAUAAAAAUAAGAACCAUAAAAAAAACCAUAAAAAUAACAAAUAUGAUAUUAAAAAAAUAUGCAAAGGGUUCAGAUUUAUAUAUCCUUAUGCACAAGAUGAUACGAACAACGAGCCCGUACAGAUUAAAAACGAUUCUACUAUUACAGUCAUGUGGGCGAAAGACCCAACGUCAGAAGUUGAUAUGUGUAUGGACUGUGAAAUGUUGAAGGAAAAAGAAGGACUUUUGGGUGUUGUAUGGCAAAAAGGAAUUGAUAUGAAACCCGGUUUUGCAGCUUCUCCUGUUCAUUUUUAUGUUGCUCCAGGAGUGUCACUUCCUCAUUCAGUUAUCCUCAGAGCUUUUG